Molecule: messenger RNA, 967 nt
Organism: Caenorhabditis auriculariae
Lineage: Eukaryota; Metazoa; Nematoda; Chromadorea; Rhabditida; Rhabditidae
Source: the annotation of a GenBank genome assembly
AUGGCCCGUACCAAGCAAACCGCCCGCAAAUCUACCGGAGGAAAGGCUCCCCGCAAGCAGCUCGCCACCAAGGUAACUUUCCCGCUUCACUAGGACUUCCCGAUUUUCCACUUUUGUGAUUCAAAAGAAAAAAUGAGUUAUGAGAUUCCAGGCUGCCAGAAAAUCGGCGCCAUCGACUGGAGGCGUCAAGAAGCCCCAUCGCUACCGCCCGGGAACCGUUGCUCUCCGUGAGAUCCGUCGUUACCAGAAAUCCACUGAGCUUCUCAUCCGCAAGCUUCCUUUCCAACGUCUUGUCCGUGAAAUCGGUGAGUUGAAACUAUAAAAAAAAUAAAGUAAAUAAGUUGGGAAUCAAAAAAUAUCUAUCAAGUGAGCUGAGAGAAACCGAGAAAAAUGAUUUUUUCCAUGAACUAGAAGCUCUAUAAUUGAGGGUUAAAACUCGAAAGGAAAUAGAUUUUUUUUCCAUAAACGGAAUACGACUAGUUUGCGGAAAAAUUGUACUAAUGGAGGUUUGCGAGCCAAUGAGCAAAGAUCUCACGACUUUUAUAUUUUGUAGCCUUCUUUUCUGCUUCUCAGCCGCUACAUUCGGUUCAAAAAAGCUUUAGAAAAAGAUUGGAGCUUUUUUUGUAGUUUGAUAUUUCUUGAUUAUGCUCAAAAAUCAGAUAUUUGCGCCUUAUAAUCACAUGAAGAAGCAUUUCAUAUUUGACAAAAAAUUAAAUAAUUCUUCCUUUUUCAGCUCAAGACUUCAAGACCGAUCUCCGCUUCCAAUCUGCUGCUAUCGGAGCUCUCCAGGUACCUUUUCAUCCUUUUUCAACCUCGUCCUAACAAUAUUCCCUUUCAGGAAGCUUCUGAAGCCUACCUCGUCGGACUUUUCGAAGACACCAACCUUUGCGCCAUCCACGCCAAACGUGUCACCAUCAUGCCCAAAGACAUCCAGCUCGCCCGUCGUAUCCGUGGAGAACGCGCCUAA